Pantherophis guttatus is the source of this 2497-nucleotide messenger RNA. RefSeq names its product CLIC family member 3 (gene CLIC3). NCBI's taxonomy places the organism in Eukaryota, Metazoa, Chordata, Lepidosauria, Squamata, Colubridae. The record is from RefSeq and is a predicted model, not a curated record.
UUGAGUGUUGUCUGGGCAGGAGCUGCUGGGCAAGUUGUGAGUGGCUUUAAGAGCGACACCAUCAUCGCUCCGGUGAAGUGGGGAGUCUUGGUUCAUCCCACGUUAGCAUUUUGUUGGUGAAUAUUUUCAUCAUCUUAGAAUAUCCACACUCUUCAUUCACCUGUGUUCUGUUUCUUAAGUCAUUUCCCCCUAAUCAAGACAGGCGGGGGGAGGGGGGACUGUUUCGAACCCCGUCUCUCGGUCCUGGGCGUGGCAGGCUGGCAUUUUCAACAGCACCAUCCGGCCAAGGGUUUAAUUACGCCCACGCUGGGAACAGCUCCUUAAUCUCACGGCAGGCUUUCAAAGACCAGGGGGAUUGUCCUCCUGUGCAAAACGCGAUCGCUAUUUUUAUAUUCCCGGGAGUGUGGCUCUCACACUUUCUGGCUGGGCGAGGGAGCUAGGCUGUUUUCAGAAGAAGACACUCCUUGUCCCGGCUGCCCCAGGCCUGGGCUUUCCAAGAGAUGGGAUUAAGAGAUGUCCCUGGGAGGGUGUUGCCAGGCCAAGGGGGAGCUUCGCCCCUGCAGGGGGGGCUGAGAGAUGGGCUCCCGGCUGCUCUCCACCCAAUGAUCCAAGCCAGCCUUUCACAAGGCUUCCUCGGUUGCCCUGAGCCCAGCCUGGGUCCCCCCGGGGAUCUCGCUGUAAAUCUGGGGCUCCUAGAAAAAAAGAUAAAAUUCAACCCCACCUGAGAGGGAUGAGAAAGGUCUAUAUGUUCCUUUGUAAUCAAUAUGGUAGCAGCAAAAAUCUCUUCCCCUUUUUUUUCAUUUCCCUUUGCAAAACUCAGCCUUCCUGCCGCUUCAAUAUCUACCAAACCAAUUAGGCAGGAUGGACUCUUCCUCCCUUGUAACGCCAGUGCUGGCUUUGCCAUUGUCCACAUUGCCCCCCCCCCCCCGGCUUAAACCCGGAGGACCUCAGCGAAGGGCCUGUGAUGUCUCGUUGGGGAGGGGCUUUCCCGGAGCUGCCCAAACUCACUCUGGCUGCCCAGGGACCCCCAGCUCGGACUCUGCCCUUCUGCCGCUGCCACCCAAGGAACCAGGGAGUGCCCGGGAUUGGGUGGCUGCGGAAACAGGGCGUUGGGAGGUGAGGAAGAAAGAAUGUGGCUGGUGAAGCUCACAGGAGGGUGUGUCGAAUUUAUAACGCAGAUCCGAGCAGCUUCUGGACAGCUUUCCCUUCUGAGGACGAGAGAGGAUGGCAGAGGGUUCCAAGCUCCAGUUGUUUGUCAAGGCCAGCACUGAUGGAGAGACCAUAGGGCACUGCCCCUUCUGCCAGCGCCUUUUCAUGGUCCUGCUGCUUAAGGGAGUGCCCUUCACGCUGACCACGGUGGACACCAAGCGGUCCCUGGAUGUCCUGAAAGAUUUCGCCCCGGGAGCCCAGCUGCCCGUCCUGCUCUACGACGGGGAGCCCAAAACAGACACCAUCAAGAUCGAAGAGUUUCUGGAGGAGACCCUGACCCCCCCUGAGUUCCCCACCCUGGCGCCCAUGUACAAGGAGUCCAUCUUAGCCGGGAAUGACAUCUUCCACAGGUUCUCUGCCUACAUCAAGAACCCGAUACCAGCUCAGGACGAAACUUUGCUCCACGCCCUCCUCAAAGCCUUCCGUAAGCUGGACCAAUACUUGAACAUUCCUCUGGACUACGAGCGGGUGCGAGACCCCCAGCUGGUCAUCUCCCGCCGGCGGUUCCUGGAUGGGGACCAGAUGACCCUGGCCGACUGCAACCUGCUCCCCAAACUCAACAUCGUCAAUGUCGUGUGCCAGCACUACCGCCAGGCGGGCAUCCCCAGAGAGCUGCGGGGCAUCGGGCGCUACCUGGAGUCCUCUUCCGAGACCAAGGAGUUCCAGUACACCUGUCCAAACCCCCAGGAGAUCAUCCAGGCCUACCACGGCGUGGUCAGGCAGCCCUAAUAGCCCACCCCCCCCCGGCUAAAGUCGGGGUCUGGCUAGCUCUGGCUGGCAGCCCCCUGGCUCCUCUUCCUUCUCUCUCAGAGUCACUCAUAGCGGAAGAAAGCAGGGCAGGCCCAGACCUGUGGGACCCCCGUGGGCACGGUCUUUAGGUGGGUCCGGCAUCGCCAUCUUCCUCUCCCGCCAAGGCGGUGGGUGCUAGGCAAUGGGGUCAGGCCCUGGCCCUGCCCUUGGGCAGUACUGGCAGGGCCAAUGUGCUGUGGUGGUCCCUGGCUAGCAAGCCUGCCUUUCUUCUCUGGAGGGCUGCCCUCUCUUCCUCUUGACCAGAUUCAGCCCGGAAGAUUUGAGGGAGGACAGUCAGCUCCCUUCACACCUGCAAAGAUGGCCUGAAGGCCUUGAAGUGGGGCUGGGGGCUCUGUGUGUGUGCGUGUCAGAGCAUGUCUGCAUUUCCACAUUCUCUCUUCACCCAUGGCUCUUUUGAAGUGCAAUACCCCCUCCCCCAAAUGUCCAAUGCUUUAAAUGUCUUUCCCCCAAAUUAAAUAGACGCUAAUAUAUCAAUAGA